AUGGAGACUCGCUUCACCAUGGGCAAGUCUGCGAUUCUAGAGCGCUCGCUCACCCGACCCAAGACUGAGGUCAGCGUGAGCGCAUUCGCCCUACUCUUCUCUGAGAUGGUGCAGUACUGCCAGAGUCGGGUGUACUCUGUGUCCGAGCUGCAGGCACGCUUGGCAGACUUGGGUCAAGGCGUGGGGGCCAGCCUGCUGGACGUGCUGGUGUUGAGAGAGAAGAAUGGAAAAAGGGAAACCAAAGUGUUGAACAUACUGCUCUUCAUCAAGGUAUGAUCAAGAGAACAUUGCACAUUGUGUGUUUCACAUACUCUACUUUUUCAUUAGUGUAAUAACAACAAAUGUAUAACAUUAUACUAACAUUCACAUAACAUUAGGCUAUAAUGUAAUACCAAUAAAGCCUAGGUAUACAUGGCUCUUGGCUGUAGCAGCGACUUGUCCUCCACUUCAACAAACCUGGCCUCUGACAUAAGCAUAAACACAAACAAACCUUCACCUUUCUCUGCCUUCCGUUCCCCCUCGAUUCCUCAGGUGUCGGUUUGGAGGGCCCUGUUCGGCAAGGAGGCAGACAAGCUGGAGCAGGCCAACGACGACGACAAGACCUACUAUAUCAUUGAGAAGGAGCCCCUGAUCAACGCCUUCAUCUCGGUGCCCAAGGAGAACAGCACGCUCAACUGUGCCGCUUUCACCGGGGGCGUGGUGGAGGCCAUUCUCACACACAGCGGCUUCCCCGCCAAGGUCACG
Coregonus sp. 'balchen' is the source of this 744-nucleotide messenger RNA. The record is from the annotation of a GenBank genome assembly. Lineage: Eukaryota; Metazoa; Chordata; Actinopteri; Salmoniformes; Salmonidae.